AUGGAUCACGUGAUAAAUGCAACGAUCCUCCUGCUACUAUUCAUGGCGACGUCUUCUGGUUAUUCUGUCGAGCAAGAUUUCGAUUCCGAGGAAAGUUGUCAUUCUACGAUCGUACGGCCACAGAGAUACUCGAAGCAAGUGCGAAGCUAUCAUAUCAGGCAAGAGAGAACGGACGAUUCUGUUCGAAGGAACAGAAAUCGAGGAUCAAGAUCGACGGAGACGGUCGAACAAAUUCACAAUUCGUACCAAGAGCCUCUAAAAGAUCAUCAAACGGAGGCGGGAAACCAUUCUCAAGAGCUCUCCUCUUCCAACAGCGAUCACAUCGAAAUCGGAGAAACUUUGAUGACGGAAAAGACUUACGUCCCAGAGAGCAACGAAAUAACCUUGCUUGGAGUCCACUCCAACGAUCAAGUUCUAGAUCAUCACGAGGACGCGCACAAAUUGGUGACAGUGAAGAAAAUAGCUGUACCCUAUCCCGUAGAGAAAACGAUACGAUAUCCGAUAGUGAAGAACGUGCCUUAUCCUGUCAAGGUGCCGGUACCCCAACUUUAUCCAGUGGAGAAGAAGGUGCCAUAUCCGGUCAAAGUUUUCAUCAAGGUCCCGCUCAAAAUACCAAAACCUGUGCCAGUGAUUAAAGAGGUACCUUACCCGGUCCAGGUACCCGUGGAUCGUCCGGUGCCUGUCAAGGUCUACGUUCCUGAACCUUAUCCAGUUGAAAAGAAGAUCCAUUAUAAAGUAAAAGUACCGGUGCCCGAACCGUACCCCAUCGAACGAAAGAUACCUGUACCGAUAAAGGUACCUGUAGAGGUCGUUCAACCGUAUCCUGUCGAAAAGAGGGUACCCUAUCCGGUGAAGAUCGAGGUUGAGCAACCGAUACCUGUACCAGUACUUAAGCCAUAUCCCGUGCCUGUGCCCAAGCCGGUUCCUUAUCCUGUCGAUAAACCGGUACCUGUACCCGUGAAAGUUAAGGUUCCACGGCCUGUACCUGUGCCGGUUGAUAAACCUGUCUUGGUCAAAGUGAAAAUUCCCGUACCGGCACCCUAUCCGGUGGAAAAAGAGGUACCUUAUCCUGUCGAAAAACCUGUACCUGUACCGGUGAGGGUAGCAGUCGAGCGGCCAGUACCCGUACAAGUACCUAAACCUGUGCCCUAUCCUGUAGAGAAGCCAGUCCCUUAUCCCGUUAAGGUGCCAGUUGAGAUACCGGAGGAGGAGGAGGUGGCACCAAUCGUAGACGAGUCUGGGAUCGAAAGUGAUUGGAAGGAGUGA
Messenger RNA from Apis laboriosa (Himalayan honeybee), 1266 nucleotides. RefSeq names its product skin secretory protein xP2-like. The coding region runs from base 1 to 1266 and encodes 421 amino acids. The transcript has 3 exons. NCBI's taxonomy places the organism in Eukaryota, Metazoa, Arthropoda, Insecta, Hymenoptera, Apidae. The record is from RefSeq and is a predicted model, not a curated record.